AUGGCUGAGAAGUACACCUGCCGCUAUUGUAAGACGUCCUUGCAGGGCAAGAAGUACGUGCAGAAAGACAACUACUCCUGCUGCUUGCCAUGCUUUGACAAGUUCUGCGCCAACAUCUGUGUGGAAUGCCAGAACCCCAUCAGUGCCGAUUCCAAGGAACUCCACUACCAAAACCGCUUCUGGCACGACACUUGCUUCCAUUGCGCCAAAUGCCACUGCCCCUUGGCCACCGAGACCUUUGCGUGCAAGGACGACACUAUCCUAUGCAACAGUUGUGCCAUCCAGGAGAUCUCCCCCACGUGCAAAGGGUGCUCCCAGCCCAUCUUGCCUGGAGACAAGAACGUGGAAUACAAGGGCACCAUUUGGCACAACAACUGUUUCACCUGCAGCAACUGCAACAAUGUCAUCGGCACGGGCAGCUUCUUCCCGAAGGACGACGCCUUCUACUGCGUGGAUUGUCACAAGGCCAUGUUCGCCAAGCGCUGCGUCAAGUGCAACCAGCCCAUCAUGUCCGGAGGGGUCACCUACCAGGACCAGCCCUGGCACGCGGAGUGCUUCGUGUGCGCCGUCUGCUCCAAGACGCUGGCCGGGCAGCGUUUCGCCGUGGUGGAGGAUCAGUUUUACUGUGUGGAUUGCUACAAGAACUCUGUGGCCAAGAAGUGCGCCGGAUGCAAGAACCCCAUCACCGGCUUCGGCAAAGGCUCCAGCGUGGUGAACUAUGAAGGGCAGUCGUGGCAUGAUUACUGCUUCCACUGCAAAAGCUGCUCCACAAACCUGGCCAACAAACGCUUCGUGUUCCACGAGGAGCAGGUGUUCUGCCCCGACUGUGCCAAGAAGCAGCUGUAA
Messenger RNA from Jaculus jaculus (lesser Egyptian jerboa), 846 nucleotides. RefSeq names its product four and a half LIM domains protein 1-like. The coding region runs from base 1 to 846 and encodes 281 amino acids. The record is from RefSeq and is a predicted model, not a curated record. The transcript has a single exon. Gene Ontology annotation, molecular function: transmembrane transporter binding. Gene Ontology annotation, biological process: muscle organ development. NCBI's taxonomy places the organism in Eukaryota, Metazoa, Chordata, Mammalia, Rodentia, Dipodidae.